Messenger RNA from Hypoxylon fragiforme, 3405 nucleotides. RefSeq names its product Man1-Src1p-C-terminal domain-containing protein. The record is from RefSeq and is a predicted model, not a curated record. Lineage: Eukaryota; Fungi; Ascomycota; Sordariomycetes; Xylariales; Hypoxylaceae. The transcript has 2 exons. Gene Ontology annotation, cellular component: nuclear inner membrane. The coding region runs from base 560 to 2710 and encodes 716 amino acids. Gene Ontology annotation, molecular function: chromatin binding.
CCUACACCUGCUUUUUAUUAGGCUGACAGGGAGCUAGUGUCCUGUUGCCUUUACAACGCAGCUGCAACGGAAUUUCCAACCUUGCUCAUCUUCUUUCCGUCAACACACACAUAUCCAUUUCAUUUCCCCACCCUACACACUCUACUUUUUUUUUUCGUUUCUCCCAUCAUUGCGCGUCAAAUCUUGUGUUGUCAGCUAUUGGCAGAUCUAGUACUGGUAGCUGAAUUACACAACAUUCGAACUCGCUUCGAGAAGAAGGGAAAAAAACAACUAUUAAACAAAACAAGGGAGGAAAAGUUUUGGCGACUCUAAAAGUGUCGCGUCGUUACGCCGUUUCUAUUCGACGUCAUCACUAAAAAGUGUCUCAACGGUGUCCACUACUACAGAUAGGCUACCUCCUAGGCAUCACUUGUUAUCGGCCCAAGGUGCUAAUUUCGCAACGGCCAACAUAUACACUUUUUUUUUUCUUUAUUUCUUAUAUUGCGCACUUGUUUAAACCCAAGUGUUUACUACCAAGGCAAACAUCGUCUCGACCCUGUUUAUUCGCUAGCUAUCCGAAAUGUCCGAUACAGAGAGUCUUGAUUACCUUCAACCAGGCUUCGAUGCGAAGACCUUGACCGUCCCGCGCCUACGAUCGAUUCUAGUUGCCCACAAUGUGCCAUACUCAUCCAGCGCAAAGAAGGCACAGCUGGUCGAUCUCUUUAAUCAACAUAUUGUCCCGCAAUCAAAGAAGAUACUAGCUGCCCGCGCACGAGCUAAGCGCUCCAGCAAAGGAAUCGUCGAUGCAGAAUCGCAAAGCAGCAGUAACCCAUUUGAGGAGCACGAAGAACUUCAACCUCCUGUUCGUCCUACCCGUACCACUCGCUCAAGGUCACCUAGGAAGCCACCUGUCAGAGUCAAGUCCGAGGAGCUUGAAGAUGAGCCAUUGCCACCACCUACGCCUAGUCCUGCUAAGCGAAAGCCUCGUGCAUCAAGCCGACCCGUCCAAGCUUCAGACACAGAUACCGGUCCGGAGCCUGAACCUAGUCGAACGCUAAGCAAAGUUCGACGGCCCGUUCUUGCGCCUCGCAUCAAAACCGAGGAUUCCGAAGAAGGCCUCUUCCGACGUACCUCGGAUGUCUUCACCAGUGAUAAUCCAUUCCAGAGUGGUAGCUCCCCCCCAACUGUGGAACAGACCCCAGUUAACCGUCGAAGAACUGCCGGAGGAGACAAGUCGCGAAGUACUAGUACCGGUACGCGGCGACGGGCAGAAGCUCAGCCUGUUCAGCCGGCCCAACCUGCCCCCAGGGACGAGCGGUUCAUUAUGCCUAGAAGUUAUGGGACCCCUUUACCCCAGAAGCUAGUUCCAAAGGUUCCAGAACCCUUUGCGGUUGAGGCUGGAGAAGAGUUCACUCCGGAAGAGCAGCUUGAACUCGAUGCAGAUGAUGUUGUACAAGGAGACAGCGCAGCUGUUGCAGCUAGACAACCUCGCCAGUCCAGCAACACCAGCUGGGGCACACUCUCCUCGAUCCUGUUUAUGGCACUUGUGAGUGGCUAUGGCGGAUGGUAUCGACAGGAGAAGAUUGCUGUGGGUUAUUGUGGUGUAGGUCAGACUGGAAGCUCGAUUCCUACCGAGAUUGAAACCCCCGAAUGGGCGCAAUCUGUCCUGCCACCCCAAAUUACGAUCCCGCAAUCACUUAUCGACUCCGUAGAACCCGAGUGCGAACCCUGCCCUGCUCAUGCUUACUGCUACGCGGACUACUCCGUUUUAUGCGAACAGGACUACAUCCUAAAGCCUCACCCACUUUCUCUGGGUGGUGUUCUCCCUUUGCCCCCAACAUGUGAGCCGGAUGGUGUAAAGGUUCGCCGGGUCCAAGCCGUAGCGGACAAAGCAGUUGAAGAACUUCGUGAGAGAACUGCCAAUUAUGAGUGCGGUGAACCUGUGAAUGAGGAGGGCGCGAGGCUAGAAACCCCUUCUAUCGAGGAACAAGAGUUGAAGCAGAUCAUCAGCCAGAAGAGAAGCAAGAAAAUGAGCAAUCAAGAGUUUGAGGAUCUUUGGGGAUCUGCACUGGGUGAGAUCAAAGCUAGAGAAGAAGUAGAGGUUGAAGUUAAGGAAACCCCCGAUUCCGGAAGUAUUUCAAACACCUACUUAUCAUCCACCUCUCUCGCUCGAAUUUCGAUCGCCUGCGCCGUCCGGCGCUCGAUCCGGCUCGGGCUGGCAAGAUAUCGAUUCCAUAUUAGCUUCGUAGUCGCGACUAUCCUAACGGCCAUCUACAUGCGAUACCAGUACAAAGCCAAUCGAGCGGCAGCAGCCCAGGUACCCGCCUUGGUAGACAUUGUCCUCGAAAGAUUGGCGAACCAGAAACAGCUAGCCGACGAUGAUAUCGACGAUCCUUGGCUUUUCCUGCCCAACUUGCGCGACGAUGUACUACGAUCGGUUCACUCUCUCGCGCAACGUGAGAAGAUCUGGCAGAGAGUUCGAGCGGUCGUCGAGCAAAACAGCAAUGUUCGGACUGGCCAGCGCGAGGGACGUAGUGGCGAGGUCGGUCGGGCGUGGGAGUGGAUCGGACCUAUGACCGGGGACCAUAGCAUCAGGCGCCGGAGAAGUGGCCGCAGCUCGUUCAACCCAGAUGUUAGUGUGGCGAGCAUAGAGUCGCCAAGUGUCGGGGCAGCAGAUAAAAGUUCUCGCCUGCGUCAUCAGAAGUGGGAGGAGCCGAGGCCCAUUUACUAAUACACCUACCUAAUGGGUACUGAUGGGGAUGGUUGUCUGGUAUUUGCCUAAGGGUUUCAUGAUCAAGUCAUUUUAGAGUACAAAGAUGGUACUAGAAGACGAAUUGUCUGCCUAUCUGUCGGCUGAGGCGUUUAAGGAUUCUGGUUGUUAUUCCCCCUUUGCGGCGUGUUUUCCCCCCUCCUACAAGUACCUGGCUAGCUAGGUCCUUGUAGGCUGACUAUGUGCUCAUGGAACGGCACGUGGAUAUCUGGUGGUGGUGGUGGUUGUUUCCCCCGUCUUCUUUGUAAUUUACAGCAUCAUACUGUAACGUCUAGAUAGGUAGCCUCGUGGUGUGUGAUGUGGUGCGGUGUGGCGUAGGGUUAAUAUCCCAACCCUACGGAGCAUCUCCCCGCCGUUUGUUCAUACCUAACCUACUCAUGUACCUAGUUUACCUGCCUAAUGUACGUGUCUCGGUCUUUUUUUGUGCCCCCGAUCCCCAUGAGUGUUGAUGUUCGUAGAUGUCUGGGCGUGUAUUGUUCUACCUACCUACCUAAGAUGGCAGGUACGACUUCAAGUACAUCGUCGUAGGCAUGUACCUAUGAUAUGUACUGUAGAUCGCUAACCUACAUCCUUACUAAGUAGGUAGGUAGGUAGGUAGGCAAUGGAAUCAAUCAAUCAAUCAAUCCUCUCAUCAUCGCCACGAACCUCACGUCUCA